Molecule: messenger RNA, 711 nt
Organism: Pistacia vera
Lineage: Eukaryota; Viridiplantae; Streptophyta; Magnoliopsida; Sapindales; Anacardiaceae
Product: glucan endo-1,3-beta-D-glucosidase-like
Exons: 5
Coding region: 131-568 (145 amino acids)
Source: RefSeq, a predicted model, not a curated record
UCCGACGGCCAACAUCUCCACACUAAUUGGAAAUCUAGACUAUGCUUGCAAUCGUAUAGAUUGUGAUUUGAUACAACAGGGUGGUUCCUGCUUCUAUCCAGACACUUACAUACACCAUGCCUCCUUUGCCAUGAAUAUGUAUUACCAAGCUAUGGGCAGACACUCGUGGGAUUGUAAUUUCAAAGAUUCCGGACUCAUUUCGGUGACUGAUCCAAGUUAUGAGAGCUGCACUUUUCAGAGUGGAGGACAUCAAUCAGAUAACGGGCCAACAAUGGCGCAGAAUUCCGAUGCAACAUGGUGUGUGGCAAAACCUGGAACAAAUAACGAUAUGCUGUUGCUAAACAUCAAUUACGCUUGCAAUCAUGUCGACUGCACCCCUACACAUGUGGGCGGCGCCUGCUACAACCCAGCAACUCUCUUAAACCAUGCCUCCUUUGCCAUGAAUCUUUACUUUCAGAGCAAUGGCAGAAAUCCUUCCAGUUGUGACUUCAGGAAGACUGGCCUCAUUGUUACAAAUGACCCCAGUUAUGGUACCUGCACUUACGAUUAUAGUGGCCAUCGUGGCUAAAAGUUAAAGAGGGAAUAAUGGAUGGACCACUCAUUUGAUGUUUCAACUACAAAGAAUAGUGUUGUCCUUUUCAUUACUAGAUUUUAAAUUCCAUGAAAUAAUAUUAAAUCGGAUUAUAUUUGUAAUGUUUAAUUAGAUAGUGC